This is a messenger RNA of Corylus avellana, 724 nucleotides long. Lineage: Eukaryota; Viridiplantae; Streptophyta; Magnoliopsida; Fagales; Betulaceae. The record is from RefSeq and is a predicted model, not a curated record.
AUGGGCAAUAAUUCAGAGAGGGAAGGGUUUAAGUACCAUUUGGAUGGUGGUAGUAGCGAAGAUGGGAUGAUGAAAGAGCAAGAUCGGCUGCUUCCGAUAGCUAAUGUGGGGCGGAUCAUGAAGCAGAUUCUUCCUCCCAACGCAAAAAUCUCCAAAGAAGCCAAAGAAACCAUGCAGGAGUGUGCGUCGGAGUUCAUAAGCUUUGUGACUGGGGAGGCUUCGGACAAGUGUCAUAAGGAGAAGCGCAAGACUGUGAAUGGUGAUGAUAUUUGCUGGGCUAUGGCAACUCUAGGAUUUGAUGAUUAUGCCGAGCCAUUAAAGAAGUAUUUGCAAAGGUAUAGGGAGUUAGAAGGGGAGAGAGCUCAGCAAAGUAAGGCAAGCAGCAAUGAAGAAAAGAUUAUUAGUGAAACAUCAAAUUAUGGAGCUUCCACACAAACAAAACCUACUGCUCCCUUGAACUUCAAUGUGAUUGAGAGGAGUACUCAUAGCUCUCUGUCCAGGCGAUUUUGAAAGAUAUAAAGCAUGGUAAUUAAUAAUUGAUUUCUACUACUACUACUACUCUUUGUAUUUAACAUUUUGAUGCUGAUGGUGAUCGAUGUUGUAGACAUAAUUAAUCAUAUUAUAGCUAGCUAUAGUAGAGGUGGGCUAGGGAGAGUUUCGGGGUUCUUUUACUUAUUGUGUGGGAUACUAAAUCUUGGAUUUUCACUUUGAUUGACUGUUUUAG